GUAAAAUUGCUUUGUGGAUGCAAAAUAAUGAAGCAACUUUUUUUAAUAAGGGAAGAGAGUAAAGAUUUGGAGACGCGGUGUAUAAAAAUGGAUGCUCAGAUCCGGCGGUGAUUACCUAAUUCUCAACCAGUUUCUCCUUCAGAUUGGGGUGGGAGUUAGAUUCGUGAUCGAGGUCUAACAUGGCUGACUUUGAUGAAUAUAUGGCUGAUGAAUACGACAUGGAUGAUUUGGAGGAUGAGAUGAAUGCUGAGUUUGAUGCUAGAGAUAUCGAUGCAUCUGAUUCAGAAGUCGAAGAUUUUGAACAAUUGAACAAGGCUGCGGAUACUUCUGCAGCUCAAGCUCGGAAUGGGAAGGACAUUCAGGGUAUACCGUGGGAGAGACUUAGCGUUACUAGAAAAGACUACAGGAAAACUAGGCUUGAACAGUAUAAGAACUAUGAGAAUGUCCCUCAUUCCGGAGAAGAAGCUGGGAAGGUGACUUACUUACAUUUCAUGCUUAUCUCUUUAGGAGAUCGUUAUCUCAUUCUAGUCUUGCUUUAUUGGAACCAGCAUUGCACGGAUACGGAGAAGGGGAGCUCUUUCUAUACGUUUAGGAGCAAUUCUAGAUCAGUGAGAUCAACCAUUCUUCAUUUUCAGUUGAGGAAUUUGGUCUGGGCUACAUCAAAACAUGAUGUUUACCUCUUGUCCAACUACUCUAUCAGCCACUGGUCUUCUUUGACAGGUUCCAGGAAUGAAAUUCUCAACGUUAAAGGUCAUGUAGCUCCUUCUGAGAAACAUCCGGAGAGUUUGUUAGAAGGAUUUACAGAAACUCAAGUUAGCACUCUUGCAGUAAAAGAAAGGCUGCUAGUUGCUGGUGGGUUUCAAGGAGAGCUCAUUUGCAAGCAUCUUGAUAGACCUGGUGUGAGUUUCUGCUCGCGCACAACUUACACGGAAAACGCUAUCACAAACGCAGUAGAUAUAUAUAGAAACUCCAGCGGCGCGCUUCACUUCAUGGCCUCAAAUAAUGACUGUGGAGUCAGAGACUUUGACAUGGAGAGGUAUCAGCUUGUCCAACUCUUCCGUUAUCUUUGGCCCGUCAACCAUAGUUCCCUAAGUCCUGAUGGAAAACUAGUAGCAGUCGUUGGAGAUGACCCAAAUGGUCUAUUGGUAGACUCAAGCAACGGACAGACGAUUGGGACGCUAAAAGGUCACUUGGAUUAUUCAUUUGCAUCAGCUUGGCAUCCCAACGGUGUGACAUUUGCAACAGGAAACCAAGACAAGACCUGUCGCAUUUGGGACACAAGGAAAACCUCGGAGUCGGUCGCUGUACUAAAAGGUAACCUUGGAGCGAUCCGGUCCAUUAGGUUCACAUCGGACGGACGGUGCAUUGCGAUGGCAGAGCCAGCAGAUUUUGUCCAUGUGUAUGAUACAAAAACAGGUUACAAGAAGGAGCAAGAGAUUGAUUUCUUUGGAGAGAUUUCGGGGAUAUCGUUUAGUCCAGACACUGAGUCUCUCUUCAUCGGUGUUUGGGACCGGACUUAUGGAAGUCUCUUGGAGUAUGGUCGAACCAGAGAGUACUCUUAUCUAGAUUCAUUGCUUUGAUAAAAAAAAUAAAAUUUCAAAAUAAAAAGAAACUUGCAUAAAAUAAUCUGCUAUAUGUAUUUGGUUAGAUUUCAUACCGACAAGAAAAGAGAGACUUCGAAGCUGUUCUGUUGUGUAACUUUACUGUGUACUUUUAAAAUGUACAUUUCCAGAAA
Brassica napus (rape) is the source of this 1735-nucleotide messenger RNA. RefSeq lists its product as uncharacterized. The transcript has 10 exons. Gene Ontology annotation, molecular function: protein binding. Bases 180 to 1580 code for a protein of 466 amino acids. The record is from RefSeq and is a predicted model, not a curated record. Lineage: Eukaryota; Viridiplantae; Streptophyta; Magnoliopsida; Brassicales; Brassicaceae.